Messenger RNA from Ustilago hordei, 879 nucleotides. RefSeq lists its product as uncharacterized. The transcript has 2 exons. Lineage: Eukaryota; Fungi; Basidiomycota; Ustilaginomycetes; Ustilaginales; Ustilaginaceae. Gene Ontology annotation, molecular function: metallopeptidase activity. Bases 1 to 879 code for a protein of 292 amino acids. The record is from RefSeq and is a predicted model, not a curated record.
AUGCAGUUCAGGACGAUUGCUAUGUUUGUCGGCACUGCCAUUGCCAUCGCCGCCCCUGCUGCCAUCGCUGCUCCUUCUCAGCGUGCUUGUGGUAACCACGAGACUGCUCCCGCUGCUAUCGAGCAGGCUCUUGGCCUCAAGGUCGCUGCUCUUCGCAGUGCCGAGCAGGCCGAGAAGCAGUCCAGCUCGGACAGCAACCGGGCCAGCUCUAAUGCCGCCUUCACCUCGGUCAGCAUUCCUGUUUACUGGCACGUCAUCACUGACGGUACCAACGGUAAGCUGACUUCUUCCCAGAUCAGCUCUUCGAUCCAGGCUCUUAACUCUGGUUACUCUGCCACCGGUCUUUCUUUCUACCUCGCUGGCAGCGAGACUACAACCAACUCCAACUGGUUCAACAACGUGAACCAAGGUACCUCCGCUGAGGCUACAAUGAAGAACACCCUCCGAAAGGGUGGUGCCAACGCUCUCAACAUCUACACUGUCAACUUUGCUGGUGGUUUGCUCGGCUAUGCCACCUUCCCUUGGAACUACAACUCUGCUCCCAAGAACGAUGGUAUCGCCCUUCAGUGGACUUCUUACCCCGGUGGGCCGAUCAGGAACUACAACCAGGGUAAGACCCUUGUGCACGAGGUCGGCCACUGGGCUGGUCUCUACCACGUCUUCCAGGGUGGCUGCUCUGGCCAGGGUGACUACGUCGAUGACACCCCUCCCCAGUCGACUGCUACCAAUGGAUGCCCCACUAACCAGGACUCCUGCUCUGGUGGCGGCUUAGAUAGCGUCACAAACUUCAUGGACUACUCCUACGACCGCUGCAUGGUCAAGUUCAGCUCUGGUCAAAUUGCUCGCUUGGCCGCCGCCAUGGACGCUUACCGUCUCUAA